AAGUAUAGAGUGCCGUUGUCUUUAAACUGACCAAGAAACCCGUGGGGCGAGGUGUCAUCCUACCGCUGAACCCCCGCCGCUCGGGCGCCCGCGUAAUUUGGUGUGAUUGAAUUAUGGUUUUGAAUACGGUUACCUUAGCUCUUUCUUCUUACGUCGAGCACGGUCUACUUUUCUUCAGGAGUGUGCUUAGGGCUGCACCUGUUAGACACUGUUCUUACAUCUCUGCUUUUGAGGGUGAAGUCAAAUCAAGUGAUCAUUUACAUCAAAUGAAUGGCCGCGUACAGAUACUUCAUUUAAACUCAUCAGGUUCAGAUGAGAGAUCAUACACUGGGAUAGCUUCAAGAACAUUCCUGGCUGCCUACAAAUCAAAGAAUGUCGAUCAUACCGUUAGAGAUAUAAACCUUUGGGAUAAGGAACUUUUACAGUAUGAUUUAUCACACGUGGCCAGCAAAAUGCGAAUGGUGAGUGGUCAAGAUGAACCAUCAGACAAAGUGAAUUUUGAACCAGUGGAAAGGAUGAUCAAAACUUUAUUUUCGGCAGAUAAGCUGGUUGUGUCGUGUCCAAUGUGGAAUUAUAGCAUCCCAUAUGUUUUGAAACAGUAUAUUGAUUGUGUUGUUCAACCUGGAUUGACCUUCAGGGAGACAUCUAGUGGUCCACAAGGUCUAUUGACCAACAGACCGUUAUUACUUAUAACCUCCUCCGGUGGUGACUAUUCUACAGGCCAGAUGAAGGCGCUUGACUAUCAGGUUCCUUACUUAAAGGAUAUAUUUGGCUUGAUUGGAUUUACCGAUGUAAGACAUAUUUAUAUAAAAAACACAGCACAUGAGAAGCGAGAGAAACUGUUGACUUUCAUUGAAUCAAGCUGCAUAGAAGCAGCCAUUAAAUUUUAACUGUACCUUGUUGAACCAGGGCAGAAAUUCUCCAGAAAAACUUUGUUAGUUUACCAUGUUGCAAGGGCAUUUACUUUAAUAAAAAUGAAUAAGUUGGACGUUUUUAGGUAAAGGUAAUCCAUCUUGUUGUAAGUUAUGAUAAUUUUUAUUAAUCCACAAAAAUUACCAAAUCGUUUUGAAGUUUAUAUCUUAUGUUUAUAAGCACGGUGUAAAAAGUUGAAAUGUACUAAAAUAUUUGGUUUAUUUUUGUCUCAUAAUUAAGUCCAAUCUUAUAAUAAACAUUUAGAUCUAGUUUAAAAGUAUGGACUCGUAGGCAAUUAAAGACGAAUAUCUUAGCAGU
Molecule: messenger RNA, 1230 nt
Organism: Stylophora pistillata
Lineage: Eukaryota; Metazoa; Cnidaria; Anthozoa; Scleractinia; Pocilloporidae
Molecular function (GO): FMN binding; oxidoreductase activity, acting on NAD(P)H, quinone or similar compound as acceptor
Source: RefSeq, a predicted model, not a curated record